Molecule: messenger RNA, 1435 nt
Organism: Salvia splendens (bonfire salvia)
Lineage: Eukaryota; Viridiplantae; Streptophyta; Magnoliopsida; Lamiales; Lamiaceae
Product: zinc-finger homeodomain protein 10
Exons: 1
Coding region: 376-1170 (264 amino acids)
Biological process (GO): regulation of developmental process; regulation of DNA-templated transcription
Cellular component (GO): nucleus
Molecular function (GO): DNA-binding transcription factor activity; transcription cis-regulatory region binding
Source: RefSeq, a predicted model, not a curated record
CUCACAUGAGAAAAAAAGAGCAUAGAGAGACAGUUAUGAGUUAACCACAUAAAUUAACUCUAGUUAAAUAGAAAUAAAAAUAAGUGGUGAAGACGCAUCACCACGAAUCAAGAUUUUUAUCAUCAUCAUCAUUCAAAAAAAAAAACCAAACCCAUUCUUGUUUUCCAUCUCUCUCCAACUUAAUCUCCUCAUCUCCUCCCUAAAGAUUCUUGCUUUUCCCCUCAAAACCCUAAACUCCAUCCCUAAUCUCAACCCUUUAAAUAAGAGUAAAAACUAAACACUCUCACUCUCACUCUCACUCUCACUCUCACUCACAACACAACACACCCCCCAAAAAAAAUUAAUCAGUGCAUAAUUAUUUCGAUUGAUGCUGCGAUGGAGCUAAGCAAUUCAGCAGCAGUGAAAGCCCCCGAUGCCGAAUCCGAGACCCCGACCCGGAUCCAACCCGCGAGCAACGGCGUGCUGAAGCGCCACGCGCCGCUGCACCACCCCGUCGUGGUCACGUUCAGGGAAUGUAUGCGGAACCACGCCGCCAGCCUCGGCGUCCACGCCGUCGACGGCUGCGGCGAGUUCAUGGCGGAUCCCUUCGAUCCGGCGUCGCUGAAAUGCGCGGCGUGCGAGUGCCACCGCAACUUCCACCGCCGAGACCCGCCUCUUGCGCCGGUCAUCGAGUUCCACCCCCACCACCGCCACCACCCCCUCCCGCCGAGCCCUGACGAUUCGCCCUCGCCGCCGCCGAUCUCCUCCGCCUACUACCCGUCGGCGCCGCACAUGCUGCUGGCCCUCAGCCACGGCGGAGGAGGGCGGAAUCCGAGCUCAGGCAGCCGGAAGAGGUUCCGGACGAAGUUUACCCAGGAGCAGAAGGAGAAAAUGCUGGAAUUUGCUGAAGGAAUUGGGUGGAAAUUGCAGAAGAAAGAUGAAGAUUUGAUCAGAGAAUUCUGCAGCAAAGCUGGAUUGGAGAGAGGGGUUUUGAAGGUGUGGAUGCAUAACAACAAGAGCGCUAUCGCUAAGAAAAAUCGUCAAUCUGCUUCGCCGCCGCCAGCCAGUAACGGCGGUGAAGUGGAUUGCUCUGCUGCUGCCGCUGCCGCUGAAGACAGUGACAGCAAGGAAGAUGCUCAGUUGGAAGAAGUGAGCCACCACCACAACCAUGAUGGAUCGUCUUCUUCUUGAAUCUCUUGGUUGAGCUUGAGAUUAAUAAUUGGUUAAAAUAAAACAGGUUUUAGAUAGUUGAGAAAAGAUAAAUUGAAAUUUCGGCUGGAAUUUGGUGGAGUAGUUUCUGCUUCUUAGAUUCAUACCUUGAUUAAACUUUGUUUUGCUUAGCUAUGAUGAUCAAAUAUGUGGAGGGCAUAUUUUUGUUUAUUUAUCAUUUACCUAAAUCGGUCUCCGCAUCAAUGAUUUUCUUUUAUUUUAUUUUAUUUUAUUUUAUUUUAUUUUA